AUGUUUUCGUGUUUCCUAUUUUUGUAUAGAAUUUAAAAUAACAUCUCAAAAAAGACCUUAAACCUAAAUAUUAAAUAUAAAUUUUCAAAUAUUAAACAAUGGCAGCAGUGUUAAAGAAGAGAGCUUUAGCAGAAUACAACAAAUCAUUUCAGGAUGGUCCAGCGGCAAAGAAACUUCACUUAGCAAAGAAACCAUUAAUAGGUAGUUCUGCUGCUGCUUUCGUUGGCCUUCUGGAAAAAUGCAAAUCAAGUGACGAAGCUUUGCAACUCUUGCUUCGAAUUUCUGACUGUCUACAAUUUCAAGAAUCAGAUGUAGAAGAGGCUAUUAAAAAGUUGUCUGAGCACUUUAGAUCUGAGGAAGAUUCUGUUGUGAGAGUGAAAAUACUGUGGCUAUUUUGUGAUAUUGGCUUGGAGUGCCCAGGGGCAAAUUUAAACAAUUUGAUUGAUGAAACAAUACAUCUCAUCAAAAAUGAAACUUCACAUAAGGUUAUAGCUCAGGGUAUGUCAACAUUAUUGAAGCUCGGCAUUAAACUAAAUGACGAUAAGGCACUCAUGAUGAAACUUGUGAACGUUGGAAAAGACAAUCUGAAGGACACAAGCCAGCGGGUGAAAUGUCAGUGUCUGCAGCUGAUCAGUGAGUUGUACCCCAUCUAUCCGGAGGCGGACAGAACAGCAGAAAUGACUGCAGAGGCUGAUGCCAUUGUUAAAUUACUCGGAGAUUACAGUAAUGCUGAGGAUGCAAGAGUAAGGAGUGAAGCUUUCCAAUCUCUCCUUACUUUGCAUGAGAGAGGGCAAACACUGAGCGCAGAUCUGUAUGAAAAUGUAUGCGCAGCUUUAUCAGAUGAUUAUGAAAUUGUGAGAGAAGUAGCUAUUAAAUUAGUGUGGUUAUUAGGAAACAAAUAUCCAGACAACUCUGUUACCCUGCAGGAUGGGGAAACCACAAUUCGUUUAGUUGACGAUGCAUUUAUACGCCUCUGCUCCGCUGUGAACGAUCUGUGCAUGCAAGUGCGAGCUCUCGCCUGCACGUUACUUGGUACCACUCGUGCUGUGUCCGAUAGAUUCUUGUUACAAACCCUUGACAAGCAAUUAAUGAGUAACAUGAAGAAAAAGCGCACGGCACACGAGCGGGGGGCGGAGCUAGUGCGGUCGGGGGCGUGGGCGAGCGGCCGGCGGUGGGCGGACGACGCGCCCGGCCGCCUGCUGCCCCGCGCCGCUGUCACGUUGCUGCCGGGCGGAGCAGCUGGCGCCUUCGUGCACGGCCUGGAGGAUGAGUUUAUGGAGGUCCGCACGGCCGCCGUUGAUGCUGUAUGUCAGCUGUCGAUGGAGAACACGGUCUUCGCUACCACAUCCCUGGACUUCCUCGUCGACAUGUUCAACGAUGAGAUCGAGGAUGUGAGGCUCCGGGCCAUCGACAGCCUUACGAGGAUCGCUCACCACAUCAUACUGAGAGAGGACCAAUUGGAGAUCAUAUUGGGAGCGCUGGAGGACUAUUCCAUGGACGUGCGUGAGGGUUUGCACAGAAUGCUGGGUUCGUGUACCGUCGCCUCCAAAACGUGUCUCGAGAUGUGCAUCGAAAAGAUAUUGGAAAACCUAAAGCGGUAUCCACAGGACAAACGGUCGACGUUCCGGUGCGUGCAGCGUAUGGGCGUGGCGCACGCGUCGCUCGUGCUGCCGCUGACGGCGCGCCUGCUCGCCGCACACCCAUACAUAGACACUCCCGAACCCGACGUCGACGAUCCGGCCUACAUUUGCGUGCUGAUACUCGUACUGAACGCGGCGCAGCACUGCACGACGAUGCUGCCGCUGUUCGACGACCACACCAUCAAACACUACACCUACCUGCGAGACACCAUGCCGCAUUUUGUGCCGCAGCUGCCUAUUGGUGGUUCCGAAGUGUCGAGUAUAGAGAAGAGCGAGACGGAGAUAGACGACAGCGCGGUGCGGCGGUUCUUCGGCACGGUGUUGCAGCACAUCGACAACACCGCGCUCUCCACUAACGUGCGACUCAAGAUGCUACAGUCAGCUGAGGAACAACUUAACAAGCUGUCGGAGAUGGAGCCCCUGGUGGCGGGCGCGGCGAACUUCACGGCGCUGCUGGCGCGCUGCGUGCUCGCGCUGCACGCCGCGCUGCACGACGCCACGCCGCUGCCCGCGCACGCCGUGCAGCAGCUCACCACCGACUGUCUUAGGCUGCAGCACCAGUUCAGCGGUGUGAGCGAGCAGGAGGCGGCGUGCGUGUGGCAGGUGGCGCUGCGCGUGUGCGGCGCGCGGCUGCUGGCGGCGGACACGCCCCCCGCCGCGCUCGCCGCCGCCGCCGCGCUCACGCACCACGCCGAGGUGCUGGACCGCCUGCUGAUGGCUGCCGGGGCGGAGCCGGACCCGUUCACGAUCGCGGUAUUUCAGCAGCUGUCAGUGGGCGAGCACGCGGCCCCCGCGGCACUGGCGCGCGCCCUACACCCGCUUCUGUUAGCUGCGCCCCUGCCGCAGGUGCCUGCACCUAAUCUGAAAAUCCGCAUGUGCUCCGCGAGUAUAAUCGAGCCGGCGACGGACAACGACACGGUGUUACGUUUCUGCGCGGGUCUCGUGACGGGCGUGGCUCUGGAGGCGGAGGUGUGGCGGGUGCGGGACCCGUCUGCGCUGCGCGUGCGCGUCGCCUACCCCGACCGCCGAGUUCACGCGCGCGCGCCGCCGCGAGAUCAUCUGCGACCGCUGGAUCACGGGAGCACCAAUGACGAUGGCACGCAGAACGUCCGUCUGCUGACUAAAGUGCUUAUAUCGCAUGGCGUGUGGACGGAGCCGUGCGGUGUGGACAUAUCGGUGUGUUUAGCUGUGGAGGAGGGCGGGGGCAGGGAGACCGCGCAGCUUGUUGAGCUGUGUCGCCCCGUGAGAGUGACGGUGGCACCCAAACCCAUUAAGCGCGGGAUAUAAGAUGAAGAAACUGUCCUUUUUAUGUUAUAGGGGGGUUAGUCCCCGAUGCAUUGGCUAGUCAAGCCAUGUUUUUAAAGGGCUGUUCCUCUGGUAAAUACAACUAUGCCUACAAGUUUUAUUAAAUAUAUUUUUUGGUACUUAAGUUACUUAAUAAGUUUGUGUACAUACAAAUUGAGCAACAAAGCAGUUGAGUAGGGAAAAAAAAGGAAAUAACGUAAAUAAUUAUGCUGUAUAGUUGUGGAAUCUAGACCUACAAGGAUGUUAUGGCACGUAAAAGUGAGACAGCUGUCUCUAAAGUGACAGCACUUGUUUUAAUUUUGGCUAAUAAUCCUUGUAGAAUUGUGACCACUACAGAGCUGAAAUGGUCGCUUUGGAGAAAGGAGCUAAUCUCUCAAUAAGAUUAACAUUAUCUAAUGCAUAAGAUUUUACACUGUAUUAACAUUUUUCAGAGAUGAAAAAUUCUUCAAACGAACAUGGAAAUGUGACCAUAGUAUUAUGCUGAAUGUAAAUAUAACCAAUAAACAUUUAUUUUAAGUAAAA
Molecule: messenger RNA, 3467 nt
Organism: Aricia agestis (brown argus)
Lineage: Eukaryota; Metazoa; Arthropoda; Insecta; Lepidoptera; Lycaenidae
Gene: IntS4
Product: integrator complex subunit 4
Exons: 16
Coding region: 99-2927 (942 amino acids)
Biological process (GO): snRNA processing
Cellular component (GO): integrator complex
Source: RefSeq, a predicted model, not a curated record